Messenger RNA from Xenopus tropicalis (tropical clawed frog), 5065 nucleotides. RefSeq names its product PR domain 1 (gene prdm1). Lineage: Eukaryota; Metazoa; Chordata; Amphibia; Anura; Pipidae. Gene Ontology annotation, cellular component: cytoplasm; nucleus. Gene Ontology annotation, biological process: negative regulation of transcription by RNA polymerase II; cell fate commitment; cellular developmental process. The record is from RefSeq and is a predicted model, not a curated record. Gene Ontology annotation, molecular function: sequence-specific DNA binding; DNA-binding transcription factor activity; RNA polymerase II transcription regulatory region sequence-specific DNA binding. The transcript has 7 exons. The coding region runs from base 957 to 3311 and encodes 784 amino acids.
CUUUUCUUUUUCUUUUUUUUCUUUUGUGGUGUCAGCCGAGUAAUUUUGUCCUGUUUUCAGUGUAUCUGCUUUAAACUUCAAGCUUCUCUUGUGGUGGUUUUGGUUUCUGAUCUUUUUUUCUUUAUCAUUCAUGAUUGUUUAAUGUUUUUUUUUAUGUUACUUAGAGUGCAGAGCCCAUAUACUGUGUAGGCAAAUGGAAAACUCAAUGUAACACCUUUUUAUCUAGAAACCCUGAAUAUUUAAUAGAGAUGAUUAUUAAUCAGAACAUGAUAUUUUAAUUGUAUUGUUGGAUUUGGUAGAGGCAUGUAUAGACAAAUCAGUUUAUUUGAUUUAAAUAAUACCUUAUGGCAUAAGGAUUAGUGUGUAAUGACAUGUGGUUAUUUUAUCCAUAGUAAUAGAAAAGGUUUUUGCUGAACUGAGACGUACUGAGUAGCUGUGGAUCUGCCUGCUCUAGUACUCUGCCAGUGCUGCAUGUACUUGUUGAAUGUGAAGGAGUUAAGCGAGACCCCUUUCUAGUUAUCUAGGAGGGAUCCUGGCAGGAUGUAGGGAUUUUUUUUUUUUAAUACCCUCGGCAGGAUGAAAAAGAAGACGUCAGAGGACUUAGGUUGUUUUGAAAGUUGUUUGCGAGCUGGAAGCUGGUGGGAAAGUUCAGGCUUCCCCAUUCGGAAGAGACAGGCUGAGUUCCGCUCCUUGUAGCAUGCAAUUUCCAUUUUUAGCUUCAUUCAGACGUAGACAACGGCUUCUUCCUCUUCCUUUCCUUGUUUGUGACACUUUCCAAGGCACUGAUCCCAAAAGACACACAGUGAUCUUGCUGCCACAACUUGUAGCAUUCUUAGAUAGAGAAUAGAAGAUACAAGAAAUCAUGCAACAGUUUUCUUAAGGUAUCACAGGCUGCCACACAGCAAACAGCAAUUACAGGUUCUGAUACUCCCUGACAGGAGGAAACAUACUAAACAAUGAAAAUGGAUAUGGAAGGAAUUGAUAUGACGUUGUGGUCAGAGACUGAAUUUGAAGAAAAGUGCACAUAUAUUGUGAAGGAUCACUCCUCGGACAGCAGCUCAGAGGGCAGUAAUGUAGCUCAGGCACAAGCAUCUUUGCCCAGGAAUCUGCUUUUCAAAUAUGCAUCAGGAUGCAAAGAGGUGAUUGGAGUAGUAAGCAAAGAGUACAUACCAAAAGGAACACGGUUCGGACCACUUGUAGGGGAAAUCUACACAAAUGACACUGUUCCAAAGAAUGCGAACCGAAAAUAUUUUUGGCGGAUCUAUUCAAAUGGUGAAUUUCAGCACUUCAUCGAUGGUUACAAUGAAGAUAAGAGCAACUGGAUGCGCUAUGUCAACCCAGCACACUCUCUUCAAGAGCAAAACCUUGCCGCCUGCCAGAAUGGCAUGAACAUCUAUUUUUACACCAUUAAGCCUAUACCAGCCAACCAGGAACUUCUGGUGUGGUAUUGCCGGGACUUUGCUGACAGACUUCACUAUCCUACUUCUGGAGAACUUGUAGUGAAUCUCCAACAAAGCCUGACCAUUAGAGAGGAGAAAAGGAAAGAAUUGACUCAGCAGAAAAACACUCCAAAAAAGGAGCACAGCGUGAAAGAAAUCCUAAGGGAUACAACAAGCCACUUGAAACACAAGGACAAUCUACUGAGCUCUAUGUCUGCAAUCACCCCAGAAAAAGAAAAAGUGGAUGUGCAUAAAAACUGUAGCCCUGAAAGGACUUUCUUCCCUAGGGUAGUUUACCCAUUCCCCUCUCACAUUCAUGAAGACUAUUUAAAGGCAUCUGUAGGCUAUAACAUGGAUAGACAAAAUUAUCUGAUGCAUUCACCAAUUCAGCCAUCCACAACACCAAGUCCUUCAUCAAGAAGUAGUCCUGACCAAAGUUUUAAAAGUUCAAGUCCUCACAGUAGCCCUGGAUCAGCAGUUUCACCUCAUCAUCCACUGCAAGAUCACAAAGAAUUCUACCCAUUCAUCAACAGACCAUAUAAUACUGAAGGUUUGGGGUCAUUUCCAACUUAUGCACCCCCAACAAGUCACCUGCCUCCAUUUGUAUCCUCCUACAAUUCAACGUAUUCUAAAUAUUUAUUACCACCAUAUGGCAUUGGCUGCAAUGGACUAAAUUCAUUGAACAAUAUUAAUGCUAUUAAUAAUUUCAACCCCUUCUCAAGAAUGUACCCAGUUUACAGCAGUAUGCUAGCGGGAGGAAGCCUCCCUCACCAUUUGCUAACCCAUGCUGCCCUCCCUGGUUCCUUACCACACGAGGGAGGACGUAGAUUGCUGCAACCUGAGCUGCCACGAGACUUCCUUAUUCCUGCACCCAAUAGUGCCUUCUCCAUCACAGGUGCUGCUGCAAGCAUGAAAGACAAGCAGAGCAGUCCCACAAGUGGAUCACCAACUGCUGGCACAGCUGCAUCCUUGGAGCACAUAAUGCAACCUAAACCUACCUCAGCAGUGAUGUCCACAAGCAGUGAGGAAGCCAUCAAUCUCAUUAAGAGCAAAAGGAAUAUGACUGGUUAUAAGACUCUCCCAUACCCACUGAAAAAACAAAAUGGAAAGAUCAAAUAUGAGUGUAAUGUUUGCUCAAAAACAUUUGGACAACUCUCAAACCUCAAGGUGCAUCUUCGGGUACACAGUGGGGAGCGACCAUUUAAAUGUCAGACUUGCAACAAAGGAUUCACUCAGCUGGCGCAUUUACAGAAGCACUUUUUGGUACACACAGGGGAGAAACCUCACGAAUGUCAGGUUUGUCAUAAGCGGUUCAGCAGCACAAGCAAUCUUAAGACCCACUUACGACUGCACUCUGGAGAGAAGCCCUACCAGUGCAAGCUGUGCCCUGCAAAGUUUACUCAAUUUGUUCAUCUCAAACUGCACAAACGUCUUCACACAAGAGAAAGGCCACACAAAUGCAUUCAUUGCCACAAGAGCUACAUCCAUCUCUGUAGCCUCAACUUCCAUAUGAAAGGCAAUUGCCCUGUAUCUCCAAGGUUGGGGGUGUCUCGGGAAGACCUGAACCGAAUGAAUGAAGAAAUUGAAAAGUUUGACAUCAGUGACAGUGCAGACCGGUUAGAUGAUAUGGAAGAUAUGGACAUGUCUCCUGCUGUGGAGAAAGAAAUAAUGACUCUUCUCAGGAGAGAGAUAGAUGGUGCAAGUAUGAAAAUGUCUGUCUCAAGGAAUGUGGGCAAUAAUGGACUUCUCACGUCUGGUUGCAACUUUUAUGACCGAUCUGAUGCAGUAGUAACAAAGUUGCCUCUUAGCUCUCCACUACCUCUGUUACCUGUGAAGGUCAAACAAGAAUCUAUCGAUCAAAUGGACUCUUAACAGACAGAAGAAUUAAGUGUUAUUUAUGGGGUCAGGAUACUCGUAGCAAUUAUUUGUAUAUAUUUAUAUCGAUAUGUCAUUCUGUUGGCCUGGGAAGGUAAAACUCUCUCAAGAGGCCUAACUGAAAAAGAAGGAUCUCCGAGAUAACUACUCUCAGGGCAUGGAAAGAGGCAGGGAAAUUUGUGUAUUGCCUACUCACUUAUUAAUUUUAUCACUGAAAGACAAUCAUGUAUCUAUAAUUAUUUGUCAGUGAAAGUACUUCAUAAUUUAUUAUGCAAUUUAUCAUACUAAAAGCAAUAAUUAUCAAAUGUUUACAAUGAGGGAAAAAAUCAUUGUAAUUUGAAUAUAUAUAUAUAUAUUUAUGUAUAUAUGUUUCAUGUGGCCAUUUAUGUAGAUAUUUUCUAAACAUUAUAAGUUACAAAAGAAACAACAGAAAACCUAAGAUUUGAGAAGUAUUUAUCGGAUCUGCAUACCAAAUGAACAAUUUUUGUUGCCAAAGCUGCACAUGAGACUUGUUGGAUCCUUUUAUUGAAGGUUUUGCCUUUUAAACCCCCUCCUCCACCAAUGGUUUUAUUUAUUGAACAUUUUUUUAAUGUAUUGGUCAUUAAUAACUGGAAUUUGGUACCCCCAGUGCACAACAUUGCACUUGUUAAAUGUUCAGCGCCACACAAGUAGCCCAACAUGGACAGGACUAUAUGUGUGGAGCAUGGCACAAGUCUGAAGAAAAGGGAAUGGGAUUUAUGUAUAUGCAAACAUAAUUUAAUAAAUAAGUAAGAACCCUUACAAAUUCUGUAAGGAGGGAGUUUUGAGCUUGGGCAUGUAGUCCAAUCCCAUGAGAACCACCUCCAGCCCCAGAUAUGGAUAAUAUUCCAGUUGAAGACACGGGUAAUUUGUAUGUUACUGGCAUACUAAUCUCCCCUCCCCUUCUCUGUAUUUCUCCUUUCUUUUUUUCUCUGUCUCUCUCGCUGAGUCAUUUCCUUCAGUAUUUUGUGUUUUGUACAUUUAUUUGUUGUGUUUAACUUAAAUGAAUAUGAAAAGGGCAUUCGACAAUUUACCUCAAUGCUUGUGUCCAGUGGCGCAGGAAAUAAGUUGGUUCAACUACAGUUUUGUGAUUUCAGAGAAAAACCAAAUAUGCGCAGGUUGAAAACUGCAUACGCUUUAUACUACUACUUUGCUUUGUUUUUUCACUCCAAAGAUAUUCUGUUAGUCACAGAUCGUGGUGAACAGGAUUUAAACGAUAUAAAACCUAAGAAAAUGAUGCUUUAUGGCAUUAUAUUGUCUAGCAAGAAUUUCAUUCUGAUGCCUUCCUCUAAACCCAUGCCGAGAUAACCAGGAAAGGUACAAACAUUACAGCUUUAAAAGAUCCAUGUAGUCCACGUGCAGGCCAUGGUCUGACUUUAUGUAGCAAGAUCUAAAGUAUUAAUGUAAUAUAUACCAAAGUAUCACUAAUGUGACUGGACACUUGCUCCCCUUACUUGUUGCCAGUAGUGCUUUUCUGUAUUCACGUCAAAGACUUUAAUGUAUCAACUUUUUAAGACUUCUUGUUUCACUAGAAUUUUAUUACAUGUGAAUGUAGCAAACAGUGGUUUCUCCUUUUUUUUUUAACUUCUUAAGAAGAAAAUUCUGACCAAAGUUUAACAGGCUUUUUACUUUGCUAGAACAACAAAAAAUUAUGUUUACAUAUUGGUUUACAAUGUUAUUUAUGUGCAAAUUGUCAAAAAUGUAAAUUAAAUCUAAAUGUGCAUUUCUUUAUA